CCUCUCAGAAUUUGUGCCUCAUAUGUCUGUUGUUCCUUCUAGAAACCUGUGCGACAUCACGACCAUCGUCAGACACAAACACUGUCUGCACACUCGUGCUUGUGAUAGUGGUCCUGUCCUUGCUCCUGUUCGUGGUGUGUUUCCUGGCGGUGCUGCAUAGGAGGAAGCGCAGCACCAAAACUGUGAUGCCAGGAUGUCCAACAGAAAACGGAAAUGAGGUGGAAGAAGAAGACGGCAGCAGGUCGAGUUGUGCUGCGUCUCCAAGACACUCAGAGACAACAGAGAAUAAUCACCGGGACUCAGAGACAGGAUGGAGAUCCUUAACUGGAGUCAGAGCAAAGUCAGCCAAUGCUGUUCUCUUUACGUCUCCUUUUUGUGCACCUGUGAAAGAUCGAGUGACUUUACAAACUGAGACAGAGGCUCAAUCCAAAGAGACAGAAACACAAACUGAGGGAAGGCAGAGACUGGGGAGGGAAACUGAAGCAGAUGGAGGACUUGAGACUAAGAAUCUAACAAAAACCACUGAAGUUAAGGCUAAACAAGCUGCUGAAGGCAGAAAUCCAGACAAAGACCCCCACUGUGUGUCUGUAAACACUGACACUGUUCCUUAUCUGAGCAUCGGUACAAACCAGAGUAAACCUCAUAACAAACAGUCCACUGAUGAGCCACAUCAAAGAUCACAGACCGGAAAGGUUAUUGAGAGGAUCUCCACCUGGCCCCCGACUGCAAUUCAGUGGCAGGCAAGAUGUAAAAUGAUAGAGAAGGAGGAGGAGGAGCGCUCUGACUGCUCCACUGUCUGGACACCAAAGGUGCCAGGUGAGGUGAAAAAGGUGGAGCAUCCAUUUGGUGGAGAUGAAAUUGAGAAAAAUCCGAUGGACGGUGACCUAAAAAUAACUCAGGUGAACGUGGGACACCCUCAGUCCUCAAACCCAGCUGACGAGACCACCAUGAUCAGCGAGGCUCACACCCACACUGACAGGAAGCAAGAGGAGAGGCAGGUGAUCCAGGACCCUGCCACUGUGAGACAGACAAGCAGUGAAGAACUAAAUCUGAAUCAGGAAAGACCUGGUCAAACUCAAGCCCGGAAACCUGCAGAAAAGAGUAAGAGCAGCAGCAGGACAGAACCAAAACGAGCUGCGAUGAGCAGACAGAGGGCAGGAAACAGGAGCACGGGCUCAAAGGCUCCCUCUGGUGGGGCCUCGCCAGAUGACGCAACGCUGCUGUCCGGCAACGAGUACGCCUUCAUGGACCUGCUGCAUGAGGUGGUGCAGAACAACGGCCGCUGGACCAGAGAGAGGUGGAGGCAGACACAUGUCAACAAGCAGCGGCGUUAGGCUGGAGGUACCGGACGAGCUCAGAGACCAACGUUAAACAAUAUUUCAGUUAGUUCAUUUAAAAGCUAUAGUUGUGCAAGAAAAAGUCAACGCUUAAAGGAACCCUUUGACAUUUUGGGAAAUACACUUAUGAAAGUGGAAUUAUUGAUCUUACUCCCAGCCAAGAGUGUCUGUCUGUUAAAGGGACAGUCCAGUGAUUUUUUAAGGUGCAUCCAUAAAGACCUCACAAGAAACAGACUAAAAAAGAAAUGUUUAAAGCUUCACUUUAAUUAUGUUCGAAUUAAACAAAUGAGACACAAUUUAUUAGAAAGCUUGUCAGUUGAUUUUGGUACUUUCGUACAGAGCUAGGCUAGCCGUUUCCCCGUUUUUAGUCUUUAUGCUAAGCUAAGCUAACUGUCUCCUCAUAUUUACCAUACAGAUACGAGA
Chelmon rostratus (copperband butterflyfish) is the source of this 1760-nucleotide messenger RNA. RefSeq lists its product as uncharacterized. The record is from RefSeq and is a predicted model, not a curated record. Bases 186 to 1334 code for a protein of 382 amino acids. The transcript is spliced from 2 exons. Lineage: Eukaryota; Metazoa; Chordata; Actinopteri; Chaetodontiformes; Chaetodontidae.